AUGGCGACGGGCCUCCACCUCACGGCGGCAGCAGGAGUGCCGGUGAGUGCAUGUUGGCCGCAGGGUGAGUGCACGAGAGGCAUAAGCGCUCGUGCGAUGCUGCAGUGCCUUCAAUGCUGCAUUGCCUUUAAGAGGAGCCAAGAGGAGGGACAGCAAUGCCCUUCACGCAUGAUAGCAGCGCCAGGAGACUGCAGCGCCCUUCACGCAUGGUACGCCGCUCUCGUGCUUUACAUUCGACUCGUGCGGCGAGGAGGGCGAGGGGGCAGCGCGCGGGGGGCAGCAAGAGGCGUCCCUAUGCAUAAUCCCCCCUUCCAUUCCCUUCAGCAUGGCGGGCAGCGCGGAGACGACACGGCGGCCGGCACGGACGGAGGUGACGUGCUGCUUCAUCGCUGCAGCAAGGUAUCCUUCUUCCCUUGUCCGUUUCCGCAUUGCUUUCUUUCAGCUUUUCGCAUUACAUUCGACUCGUGGGGCGAGGAGGGCGAGGGGGCAGCGCGCGGGGGGCAGCAAGAGGCGUCCCUAUGCAUAAUCCCCCCCUUCCAUUCCCUUCAGCAUGGCGGGCAGCGCGGAGACGACACGGCGGCUGGCACGGACGGAGGUGACGUGCUGCUUCAUCGCUGCAGCAAGGUAUCCUUCUUCCCUUGUCCUCGACUCGUGCGGCGAGGAGGGCGAGGGGGCAGCGCGCGGGGGGCAGCAAGAGGCGUCCCUAUGCAUAAUCCCCCCUUCCAUUCCCUUCAGCAUGGCGGGCAGCGCGGAGAAGACACGGCGGCCGGCACGGACGGAGGGUCCAAGACCGAAGACCGCCCCCGACUGCGGCAUAGGUGUUGUGCGGCAGGGGUGGCUGACGGCGUUGGGUCGGACGCGGCCCGCGCCUGA
Molecule: messenger RNA, 873 nt
Organism: Closterium sp. Naga37s-1
Lineage: Eukaryota; Viridiplantae; Streptophyta; Zygnematophyceae; Desmidiales; Closteriaceae
Source: the annotation of a GenBank genome assembly